This is a messenger RNA of Nematolebias whitei (Rio pearlfish), 3156 nucleotides long. It is a transcript of the gene megf11, whose product is annotated as multiple EGF-like-domains 11. The coding region runs from base 16 to 3156 and encodes 1046 amino acids. The transcript has 22 exons. Gene Ontology annotation, molecular function: protein binding; scavenger receptor activity. Lineage: Eukaryota; Metazoa; Chordata; Actinopteri; Cyprinodontiformes; Rivulidae. The record is from RefSeq and is a predicted model, not a curated record.
CGAGGAGUGAGGACCAUGUAUAGGCGCCGCUCUCAGUGUUGCCCUGGUUACUUUGAGAGUGGAGACUUGUGUGUUCCUCUGUGUACAGAGGAGUGUGUGCAUGGCCGCUGCGUGUCUCCUGAUACGUGCCAGUGUGAGCCCGGAUGGGGAGGACUGGACUGCUCCAGUGGCUGUGAGAGUGACUUCUGGGGACCUCACUGCAGUAAUCGGUGCCAGUGUCGAAACGAGGCCAAGUGUAACCCCAUCACAGGGGCUUGUGUUUGCACCGACGGGUACCAGGGGUGGCGCUGCGAGGAACCCUGUGAGCACGGUUACUACGGCAAGGCGUGCCAGUUGCCCUGCCAGUGUCUCAAUGGAGCCACCUGUAACCACGAGACAGGAGAGUGCAUUUGUCCGCCCGGGUACAGUGGAGCUUUCUGCGGAGAGAGCUGCCCCUCCGGUAGUCACGGGCCUCAGUGUGAGCAGCGCUGCCCCUGUCAGAAUGGAGGAACGUGCCACCACAUCACCGGAGACUGUUCCUGCCCCGCCGGGUGGACGGGCUCAGUGUGUGCCCAACCCUGCCCUCUGGGCAAAUACGGCAUCAACUGCAGCAAAGACUGUUCCUGUCGCAACAGCGGCGUGUGCGACCACGUCACGGGGAAGUGCCACUGCGCAGCUGGCUUCAGCGGACGCAGAUGUCAAGAGGACUGUCCAGUGGGCACCUACGGCACACAGUGUAACCAAAAGUGUGAGUGCCAGAAUGGUGCCAAGUGUCACCACAUCAAUGGAGCUUGUCUGUGUGAAACAGGCUUUAAAGGUCCCAAUUGUCAGGAAAGAUUCUGUCCACCGGGUCUCUACGGUCUCAUCUGUGACAAGUUCUGCCACUGUAAUACCUCCAACACCGCCAGCUGCCACCCUCUUUCUGGUGAAUGCACUUGCUCUGCUGGAUGGACGGGGCUUUACUGUAAUGAGACCUGUCCGCCUGGGUUCUAUGGCGACGAGUGCAGUCAGUUCUGUAGCUGCACCAACGGGGCCGACUGCCAUCCUGUCACAGGUGUCUGUACCUGCGCUGCUGGCUUCAUGGGGGAGGACUGUGACACUGCGUGCCCUCAGGGUGUGUUCGGACCGAGCUGCAUGUCCACAUGUUCUUGCCACAAUCAGGCGUCCUGCUCUCCCAUCGAUGGCUCCUGCGUCUGCAAUGAAGGCUGGCAGGGUGUGGACUGCUCCAUCCCUUGCUCCAGUGGUACAUGGGGCUUGGGCUGUAAUCAGACAUGCUUUUGCAACAACGGAGCUGCAUGUGACCCCGUAGACGGCACCUGCUCUUGUUCUUCUGGGUGGAGAGGGGAGCGCUGUGACGAGUCCUGCCCUGACGGCACCUACGGGUUGGAGUGCCGUGAACACUGUGACUGCAGCCACGCUGACGGCUGCGACCCCGUGUCUGGCUCGUGUCGCUGCUACCCCGGAUGGACAGGAAUCCACUGUGAUAAUGUGUGCCCACAAGGCUUCUGGGGACCCAACUGUUCAGUCAGCUGUUCCUGUCAGAACGGCGGGUCCUGCUCUCCCGAGGACGGCACAUGUGUGUGCGCACCUGGAUACAGAGGCACCACCUGCAAAAGAAUCUGCUCUCCUGGGUUCUACGGCCACCGCUGCAGCCAGUCGUGUCCACAGUGCGUGCACAGCACCGGCCCGUGCCAUCACGUCACCGGCCACUGUGAGUGCCUCUCUGGCUUCACGGGUUCUCUGUGCAACCAAGUCUGUCCAAGCGGAAGGUUCGGUAGGGCUUGUGCUGAGGUUUGCCUCUGCACCAACAAUGGCACCUGCAACCCCAUUGAUGGCUCCUGCCAAUGCUUUCCCGGUUGGACAGGAGGGGAUUGCUCACAGGCCUGUCCCUCUGGACACUGGGGCCCCGACUGUCUCAACUCGUGCAACUGUCACAACGGAGCCCAGUGCAGUGCCUACGAUGGGGAGUGCAGGUGCAGCUCGGGUUGGACUGGUCUCUACUGCACACAGAGCUGUCCUUCAGGGUUCUACGGAAAGGACUGCGCCGAAGUCUGCCACUGCCAGAAUGGAGCAGACUGCGACCACAUCACUGGCCAGUGUGUUUGCCGAACAGGCUUCACUGGGAUAAGCUGUGAGCAGAAGUGUCCCGCAGGUACAUUUGGAUACGGCUGCCAGCAGCUGUGUGAGUGCCUGAACAAUGCUACCUGUGACUAUGUGACUGGAAUGUGCUACUGCAGCCCUGGAUAUAAAGGCAUCCGCUGUGAUCAAGCAGCUCUGAUGAUGGAGGAGCUCAAUCCGUACACUAAGAUUAGCCCGGCACGGGGCUCGGAGCGCCAAUCGGCAGGGGCCGUCAUGGGCAUCAUCUUCCUACUCCUCAUCAUCAUGGCCAUGCUUAGUCUGUUUGUGUGGUACCGGCAGAGGCAGAGGGACAAGGGUCACGAGAUCCACCCCAGUGUGUCCUACACACAGGCAAUGCAGAUUAACAACACUGACUAUUCUCUGUCCGAGUGUGGCAGUACUGUGGCAAUGAGGACCAGCGGAUCUGAGAUCAGUCAGAGCCAGAACAGCACCAGCAGUGGUGGCCAGUGCUUCUCCAACCCCAGUUACCACACUGUUGCCCAGUGCAACGUGGUCUCCACCAUCUCCAGCAACCUGGAUGGCACUCUGACACUCAAAUCAAGCACAUUAAAGGGCAGAAACAGCUCUGAAUGGAGAGCCUACUGCAGCCGUAAUGACAUAGAGGUUCAGCAGGGUGAUGUACAGACACAAAGAGGCUCAAGAAAAGUUUCUGCAGAUUACAUCAAAAGCUCCCUGUGCAGCAACAGCUCCUGCUCCCUGAAUAGUGAUAAUCCAUAUGCCACCAUUAGAGACCCACCCAAGUUGGCUUGCAAGCACACAGAGAACAGCUACGUUGAGAUGAAAUCCCCUUCCCACCGUGAAGUGCCCUUCGGAGGUACAGCCACCCUCCUGGGCACUGUGAGCAGGAACAUCUAUGAAGUUGAACCAACUGUGAGCAUCCUGCAGGGACCUAAUGGAAUGGCCACUGGCUUCUCCCAGACCCCCUAUGACCUUCCUUGCAGCAGCCACAUCCCCAGCCACUAUGACAUUCUGCCCAUGCAUCACAGCCCCAAACAAACACCCCCACCACCCCCAGAAAGCCCCAGUUCUUUGCUCUAA